Messenger RNA from Aspergillus ochraceoroseus IBT 24754, 1497 nucleotides. Its product is annotated as histidinol-phosphate transaminase. Gene Ontology annotation, molecular function: L-histidinol-phosphate:2-oxoglutarate transaminase activity; pyridoxal phosphate binding. Lineage: Eukaryota; Fungi; Ascomycota; Eurotiomycetes; Eurotiales; Aspergillaceae. The transcript has 3 exons. The coding region runs from base 62 to 1321 and encodes 419 amino acids. The record is from RefSeq and is a predicted model, not a curated record. Gene Ontology annotation, biological process: L-histidine biosynthetic process.
CCUCUCUCUCUCUCUCUCUCUCUCUCUCUCUCUCUCUCUCUCUCUUUCAUUACAAUUCAGAAUGGCUGCGAAAACAUCGCCCUUCGAUCUCUCCAAAUGUGCGCGCCAGAAUAUCCUUAAAUUACAGCCCUACCGCUGCGCCAGAGAUGACUACAAAGAUGAUGGCACAAAUGUUCUGCUUGAUGCGAAUGAGAACGCCUACGGUCCGGGCCUGGCAUUGACUGCCGAAGGCUCUCUCCAGGAAUCAGGAUCCUCCCAGCCAGAGAUUGAUCUCCUUGGACUGAACCGAUACCCUGACCCACACCAAGUUCCCCUCAAACAACUCUUCUGCAACCUCCGCAAUACCCACAUCCACACCGAAAAGACCAUCGGUCCCGAGAACCUCUUUGUCGGUGUUGGAUCGGACGAAGCCAUCGACGCCCUCCUCCGCUGCUUCUGCGUCCCUGGCAAGGACAAAAUCCUCACCUGCCCCCCCACGUACGGCAUGUACGCGGUGAGUGCUGAAGUCAACGACGUUGAGAUCGUCAAAGUCCCGCUAGACACCGAGAACGGGUUCCAACUACAACCGGAGAAAAUCAACGCAGCACUCUCCGCCGACUCCUCCAUUAAGCUCGUCUACAUAUGCUCGCCCGGAAACCCCACGGCGAAUGUCAUCCGCAAGGCCGAUAUCCAGAAAGUCCUGGAACACCCGACCUGGAACGGUGUCGUGAUUGUCGACGAGGCCUAUAUCGACUUUGCCCCCGAGGGGUCUAGUCUCGCCGAGUGGGUGGCCGAGUGGCCGAAUCUGGUCGUGAUGCAGACAUUGAGUAAGGCGUUUGGGCUCGCGGGGAUUCGGUUGGGCGUGGCAUUUACGAGCCCGCCGAUCGCGACGCUGCUGAAUAGCCUCAAGGCUCCUUAUAAUAUCUCGAGCCCGACCAGUGCACUAGCGACGAUGGCGCUGACGGAGCGCAAUUUGGCUGUUAUGCGUCAGUACCGGGAGAAGAUCAUCCAGCAGCGGGACCGAUUGCUGGCCGAGCUGCCCAAGAUCCCUGGUGUGGGGCGGUUCCGCGGCGGACAGCAGUCGAACUUCCUGCUGGUGGAGUUCCUGGAUAAACCAGCCACUGAGGGUGGGAAGCCUAGUAAUAAGAUUGCGCUCGGGGCAUACGAGGCUAUGGCAGAGAAGCGCGGGGUCGUGGUGCGGUACCGGGGGAAGGAAUUGGGAUGUGAGGGGUGCCUGCGGAUUACCGUGGGUACGGAGCCAGAGGUGACGAGGUUUUUGGAGGAGUUGAGAAUAGUCCUGGGGGGACUCUUGGCUGGGGGUGAAAUUAGUUCUUUGAAAUAAUUGGAUUAUAUAACAACAACGUUAAUAUAUGUAUAUAGAGAGAGGGGUAUAUAUCAUACAUUGGUUCGCACUGGCACAAGGAGUAAUAUAUAUUUAAAGGAGAGAGGAAGCAUAGACCCCAGUGAGAAGGAAAGCGAAUGUACCCAGAUCACUAGUUCUAUUUACAGUACCCUCUU